Molecule: messenger RNA, 2178 nt
Organism: Bombyx mandarina (wild silkworm)
Lineage: Eukaryota; Metazoa; Arthropoda; Insecta; Lepidoptera; Bombycidae
Gene: BBS1
Product: Bardet-Biedl syndrome 1
Biological process (GO): protein localization to cilium; non-motile cilium assembly
Cellular component (GO): axoneme; BBSome; centrosome
Molecular function (GO): smoothened binding; patched binding
Source: RefSeq, a predicted model, not a curated record
UAAUUUAAAUUAAGCUAUGUACAUCACAUUUUACGAGGAAGUAACAAACACAAAAUAAACAUAGAGACCGUUGCAAGCUAUAAACAUUGCUUAAACUACUUAAACGCCUUAGUCUCGCGUAAAGUGCAAUUAAUCCCACGUAUUUAUACACUGUGUACAUAUAUCUAAUUAAUUGGUGAUUCUGCACACAGUUACUGAAAUAUUUAAUUUUAUAGCUAAUUCCUAAGUUCAGCUAAGUUAGGCUUUAAGAUGACCAGUAUGUCCCGCUGGUUGGACGUGGAAGUAGGUACAGAUGAUAUAGAUCUAAAUACUUUGCCGUCUAAUUUAGCUCUUGUCGAUCUGCAGAAUGAUAAAGAUUAUAAACUACUGGUCGCUGAUUUUGGAAAAGGCGAAGAGGGCCCUAAACUUAAGGUAUUCAAAGGAACAAUGCAAACAUCAGACAUCCUGUUACCAGAACUACCCCUUGGCAUAGUUGGUUUCUAUACGUCAGAGGCAAUGCCAAGGUCCAUGCCAAUCAUAGCUGUGGCAUUCAGCUCUGCAGUAUACUUAUACAGAAAUAUGAAGUUUUUUUACAAAUAUCUAUUGCCAUCGGUUGAUUUGAGCGUCCACGAGAUGGACAUUUGGAAGCAGCUAAUAAACUCAGAAAAUCAGACACCAGAAAUGAUAACAAUACUCCAAGAGAAUUUAAAAGCUAUUCCUCCGAAGAUAUUAAGUCUGCAAUCUCAGAAUUUCCUGGCUCUUACCUUAGACCAGCAGUUGGAAUACCUAGAACAAGCUGCCGAACUACCUAUGUGGAAACCUCCAGAGAUCACAUGCAUCAGUACAUUGAAGAUGAACUCAAUAGACCAGUAUUCUGUGAGUUGUUUGGUAGUUGGUACAGAAGAUGGUUACAUUAUUAUUUUGGAUCCCCAAACAUUUACAACUCUGUCGCAGGCUAAACUAUGUCCAAUGAAGAAAACACCUUACAGAAUGAUAACAACCGGAUUGUAUAAUGUUGACUACAGAAUUACAGUUGCGUCAAGGGAGAAAUCAGUGUGCUUAUUGAAGAGGGAAUCCACCGAAGGGCGCAUACUAUUCAAUACAGAGGAACACAUCAUAUCUAUAGAGGUCAUCACCGCCGAUGAAAGCAUCAUAGUUAUAUGUACAGACAACACGAUGUCAUGUUACACCAAAAAGGGUAAGAAGCAGUGGUGCGUCAACUUGGAGCACAGGCCGAUAUCGAUGACUCUGGUGCCGGUACUGCAUUUGGGAGUCACCUUAGUGGGGGUGGCGCUGACUUCAGGGCAUGUCCACUUCUAUGAAGGGAAAGCGCGUUUGGACACAUUGUUUGUUAGAGAUGUCGCUUCGGUGAUGAGGUUCGGUCGGUUGGGUCAAGAGGAGCACGUGCUCAUCGUUGUGACCGGCAGCGGGAACCUGAUGUUGAAGAUCUUGAAGCGCACGGCGGAUUUCAACAGCAGCGCGGCCGGAGUCGAGCCGGCGCCCUCCGCCGCCGCCGGACACAAGCCCUGGCUGAUACCGAAGAAAUCAAAACUGUUUCUAGAACAAUCGGCGAGGGAGCGAGAAAAUGCCGUCCCUAUGCACGAGGCUUUUCAAUUAGAAUUGAACAGAUUGAGGUUGCUGGCCACAAGAACGCUCCUGGAUGCUCACGCCAAAUCCGAGAAUUUCAUGGGAGUCGGGGCCAUGGAGCCCAUAGGACUGACGGCUGAGGUUGAAGGUCUGGGCCCCGUGUUCCGGGUGACGCUCUUCGUGGAGAACAAGUCAAAGGAGCGAGCGGUAGCGGGGCUCGCGGUACUAUUCCACGCGCACACCGCCCACUACAGAGUAACGAAUCCAUACAUUAAGGUACCGUUAAUAUCUCCGGGAGGGAAAUUAAAAUUUCCAACGAAGAUCGAAGAGGUAUUCGAGGAGAACAUAAAUCCUGAUGUGUUCUUUCGUCCUGUGACCGGACAGGCCGGGGACCGCGCGCUGGUCAAAGUGUUACUGCUGAAAGAGGACAGGAAGAGGCCCGUACUGGCGGCCACAGUUCAGAUGCCUCCGACCGAUCCGAUGAUGUUGCCAUUCGAGAAAAUACAAUCCGGUUACCAGAAUAACGCUGUCGAUUGGGAAAUAGAACGAAAAAAUUGAAUAAGAUGUAGUAUUAUAAUAAAUAAAGCGUUUUAUUUCUUCUCUUGUUUAUUG